AUGGGUUGCGGAAGCGGAGUAUGGGCUGCAGAAGCGGAGUAUGGGCUGCGGAAGCGGAGUAUGGGCUGCGGAAGCGGAGUAUGGGCUGCGGAAGCGGAGUAUGGGCUGCGGAAGCGGAGUAUGGGCUGCGGAAGCGGAGUAUGGGCUGCGGAAGCGGAGUAUGGGCUGCGGAAGCGGAGUAUGGGCUGCGGAAGCGGAGUAUGGGCUGCGGAAGCGGAGUAUGGGCUGCGGAAGCGGAGUAUGGGCUGCGGAAGCGGAGUAUGGGCUGCGGAAGCGGAGUAUGGGCUGCGGAAGCGGAGUAUGGGCUGCGGAAGCGGAGUAUGGGCUGCGGAAGCGGAGUAUGGGCUGCGGAAGCGGAGUAUGGGCUGCGGAAGCGGAGUAUGGGCUGCGGAAGCGGAGUAUGGGCUGCGGAAGCGGAGUAUGGGCUGCGGAAGCGGAGUAUGGAUUGCGGAAGCGGAGUAUUGGCAGCGUAGCAGUCUACAGGGUAGCAGCGAAGCAGUCUAUAGGGUAGCAUCACCGUUGGGGUUGCACUUGCACCACAAGUCAGCACCGCACCGGGGUGGGUGCGGGGGGCUUGAGUCACUCUAA
Molecule: messenger RNA, 588 nt
Organism: Closterium sp. NIES-65
Lineage: Eukaryota; Viridiplantae; Streptophyta; Zygnematophyceae; Desmidiales; Closteriaceae
Source: the annotation of a GenBank genome assembly